Messenger RNA from Petromyzon marinus (sea lamprey), 3662 nucleotides. It is a transcript of the gene LMOD2, whose product is annotated as leiomodin 2. Gene Ontology annotation, cellular component: cytoskeleton; striated muscle thin filament; myofibril. NCBI's taxonomy places the organism in Eukaryota, Metazoa, Chordata, Hyperoartia, Petromyzontiformes, Petromyzontidae. The record is from RefSeq and is a predicted model, not a curated record. Gene Ontology annotation, biological process: myofibril assembly; pointed-end actin filament capping; muscle contraction. Gene Ontology annotation, molecular function: tropomyosin binding; actin binding.
AUUUUUGACCCUGCAGAACACCAACGGCAAUUGGUUUAUUCGCCACCCCUGGGCCUCCUCGCGGCAAAUCUAAUCAAAUCUAACACCUGCUAGAGUGAAGGUAUCAAUACCAGUACCACACCAUCUCAUUUGCGCUAUGCUGACCUAAACAGGUCAUUACUAAACGCGUGUUCACUUGCAUACAGGGUUUAAAGCAAAAGGGCGAUUUGGAUGUAUAAACCCGUGUGUGCCUUUGCACGUGACUAGCACGGUUGGAUACGUACGGUGCGAAAUAAGUUCAGCAUACAUAUACACAAGUGUGUGUGUGGUAAGAAAUCACUGAUCAAACACCAAAGUCAAUCACUCAGACACAAAGUUAAGGGGUCCUAUCUUAUAUUCCCGUUCACAUCAUUUGCAAGCGUACACAAAGAAGUGUCUCCAUUCAGCAAGUCCUCUGUCCACCCCAAGAGUGAACGGACAAGGGACAUGGCUGUAAGUUGGUUUAAUGGUGCACUCAUAGCUGGGAAAAGUGUGUGUGCCUCCAUCUCUUCCAAAGCCCCUGGCUGGUCUUUGCUGAAGCCCCUUUGUAAAGAGUAACGGACUCUCUCCUGCAGCGCUUAAGUGCCGUGCUAACUUGUGCUAAGGCAUAGAAGAAGUGAACGCGUAAAAAAAUCACCGCUUAAAUGCACGCAUAUAUACACGGCAAUUGUGAAGUCGAUUUAAGCCUACAGUAAGAACAUGUCAUCAUUAAGUAUAGCUGGCUACGUACGUUGCCAAAUAAGUUCAACAUACGUACAUUUAUUUUUAAAAAAAACUUUUAAAUAAAAUUUAUAUUCCUGAUACUAUUCUCUGUGUGCCAAAACUUAGGUGUGGAGUUGAGUUUUCACUUUCGUAGAAAUUGAUCAACUACGAUUUUACUUUAAACGCCACCGUUUCCCGGGCACGAUCUCUUAAUUGACUGAACAACUUCGUACGGCUUUAGCAUGGAGGGCACUAUAGACAAAAAACGUGUGCCCCCUACGCGGCUACAAACGGCCUUCUCCACCUUCGAGUGCCCCUCUGUUUAUUAAUCCUCUGGCGCUCCACCAAAUUACACGGCUGUCUAAACAUUUACGUCAGCAAAUUGACACGCGCGUGUGAUGGUCGCCGGAUGGAGAGCAUUCCUGUACAGGGGGUUAUUUACGGAGAGCUUACGAGCGUUCAAUGGCGUUCCACGGUGCGAUCCGUGGCCACUGCCAGUGACGCUCAGAGCGAUGACCUCAUCUGCCAGCCUUAUUAGGAACCAGGCAGUAUAUGAACCCAGAUCCUUGCACGAAAACGACGUUUGCCGCGGUAGUUCCCAGUGUGAGCAGGCGCUUCUGCUCCCCGCAGCCACCAGCCCUCACCCCGCCACCGCCCGUGGCUUUUACUCAUUUCUUCUUGGGGACUUCGAACGGAUCUUGCCGAACGGGAGGGGGGGGGGGUAGAAAUAAAUCUCGCGCUUCCUGCUCUCUCUUUUUGGCGGGCACUGCGAUCAUCCCAGUCCUGAAAGAUGCUGCUCGAUUGCUAGCCGCUGCCAUCCCAACGACGACAACACAAACGCGCGCGCAUUCACGCACACACGCACGCACACACACGGGAGAGCACCUCUUGUCUGGACCGUGCACACGGGGGGGGGGGGGGGGGAGGAGGAGAACCAACUCACCUCACAGCAGCCACGUCGGUUCGCGAGACUCUCGCGCUGGCCAUGUCGUUCGGGUACCGCAAAGAGCUGGACAAGUACGAGGAGGUGGACGAGGAUGAGCUCCUGGCUGCGCUCUCGCCCGAGGAGCUGCGGGAGCUCGAGCGCGAGCUGGACAGCAUCGACCCCGAUGAGUCUCUGCCCCUGGGCCACAGGCAGAAAAGCGCGACCAACAAAGCACCGACCGGCAACUACAGCCGCAAGGGCCUCCUCACCUACUGGGAGAAGGAGACCAAGAAGAUGCUGGAGGAGGAGCACCUCCCCGCGUCGUUGCUCGAUGGACAGAAUUCCGAAGAUGACGAUGACAGUCACGAUGCCGUGGACAACCGCAAACAGGAAGAAAAACCCACGAUGGCACCGAAACAGGACAAUCAGGCCCAGCAGCAGCAGGCAGCAAACGCGGAAGAUCAACGCGCAGCGGACGAAGACAGCAGCGACAAAGACGGAAGCGACGACGAUGACGACGAUGACGACGACGACGAUGAUGACGAUGACGAAGGGGUGGCGAGCGAGCAGACGUCCGAGGAAGAGGAGUUCGUGAAGCCACACGUGAAAGCGCCCGUGCAGCAGGCGAGCGCCCCUGCCAAGACCGCCGACCCCACGCCCGAGAGGAAGCAAGCGGCGGCCACGCCAAAGCCCAGCGUAGCGAAGAAGGCGGCCCCGUUGCCCGCCAGCGAGGCGCCCGGCUCCAGCGGCUCCAACGGCAACCCCACGGUGGCUGAGGAGGCUCUGGAACGCGUGCGCGACAACGACCCCGAGACGACCGAGGUGAACCUCAACAACGUCGACAACGUGACAGCCGAGACGAUGAUCGAGUUCGCGCAGGCGCUGCGGACGAACGGCACCGUGCGCUCCUUCAGCCUGGCAAACACGCGGGCCGACGACCGCGUGGCUAUCGCGCUCGGCGCCAUGCUCGCGGAGAACGAGAGCAUCACGAGCCUCAACAUCGAGUCUAACUACGUCAGCGGAAAGGGCAUCCUGGCCAUCAUCAAGGCCCUACAGGUCAACAGAACGCUCACCGAGCUCCGCUUCCACAACCAGCGCCACAUUCUCGGUGGCAAGGCGGAGAUGGAGAUCGCCAAGGUGCUGCGCGAGAACGACACCCUCCUCAAGCUGGGCUACCACUUCGAGUUGGGUGGCCCCAGGAUGACCGUCACUGGCAUUCUGAGCAGGAACAUGGACAAGCAGCGGCAGCGGAGGCUGCAGGAGCAGAAGCAAGGGCAGCAACAGCAGAAGCAGCAGCAGGACAACUCCGCCAGCCCGAAGCCCGUCAACAAGCACCUGAACAUCACGUCGCCGAAGGCGUCCCCUCUGCCGUCCCCAAAAACCUCUCCUUGCCCCUCGCCCCUCGUCGCCAAGAAGGAGGUGAAGAGUGCAGCCCAGAAGACGGAGGUGCGGGCACCGGCCACACCUCGGGUUGCUCCACCUGCUGCUCCUCCUGCUGCUCCUCCUCCUCCUCCACCGCCUCCACCUCCUCCUCCGCCACCGCCUGCACAGCAGCAGCAGAAGGUGCAAGCCAAGCCCACGCGGAAAAUUGCCGAGAUCAUCAAGGAGCAGGACAAGAGCAAGAAGGGCAAGAAGAGUAAGACGGAGGAGGGCGGCAGCAACAAGAGCAGGCACCCUCGCAACGGCGAGUCAAAACAGCUGGUCUCGCUCAAGGGCUCGCUGCGCCCUGUGUCGAAGAAGGUGGAGAAGAAGCAACAACAGGACGAUUCUAGGCCCUCAACCCCACAGGCCAACUCACACGACCAGCUGAUGGAUGCUAUAAAGUGCAGCACUAUCAAGCAGCUCAAGAAGGUGGAAGUACCCAAACUUCUGCAGUGAUGAAGCUGAACUGACACCACAGUGCAGGCUCAAAGGGAAAGGGGUGGAAGUUUAAAAAUGAUGUAAAACAAAGCACGCCGAAACUCCUCCUCUGCCGCUUUUAAAACUCGGUUGCCGCCCGACAGAGCUGUGGAAUUUU